Molecule: messenger RNA, 2238 nt
Organism: Sclerotinia borealis F-4128
Lineage: Eukaryota; Fungi; Ascomycota; Leotiomycetes; Helotiales; Sclerotiniaceae
Source: the annotation of a GenBank genome assembly
AUGCCACCGCGAAAUUUACGAAAUCGUGAACGCCGAGCGAGCUCGCGCGAUGCACAUGCAGAUAUACAUGCAAACGCGAAUGAUUCCACCGAUCCAAUAACGGUCCAGACUCCAACUACAACUACCACUACAACAAACGUUGGUUCAAAUGGGGUUGAGGUUGAGGGGUCGAUGAGAACCAGUAUUGGAGAGAAGAGGCAGAGAGGAUUGGCCGAAUUCGGAAUUACCAGGAGUCCGCAUGCGCAGGGAAAGAAGAAGAGGGAACCGGAAGUUGACUUUGACGAAGAUGAGGAGGCUAAAAAUGGCAUGAAUGGUGGAAAUGUUAUGUACGACACUACAAUUGGCAGCGUAAAUCAGACACAAAAAGAAGAACACACCCACACAUCAAAACGCAAAAAAUUAAGCACAACUAGUCGAGUUAAUGGAUCGAUUACAGUUGCGGCUGCGGAUCGAGCAGAACCGAUUGGUAGGGAAAUACCGAGGGAAAGAACGAGGGAAAGAAAUACCACCGUCAGUAUGGAAAACUCGUUGCCGUCGCCUCCAAUUGAAGAAUCUGAGGGAGAUGAUGAUGUGAUUGAAGUUGAUUGGCGAUCGGGAGUUGGAAUAGGGGGAAGUUCUUCACCCUCUGGAUCGAAGGGACAGAUGGCGAGGAGGGCAAGGGGAGUAAGUUCGGGGUGUGCCAAUGGUGCAAAUGGUACAAAGGAGAGUGAGGAUGAUAAAGAGAAGGAGAGGAAUAUCGAUGAGGUUGUUUUUGGAGAGCUCUGUUUCAAGACUUGGUAUUCGAGUUAUUAUUCCCGGGAAAUCAUUGGGAAUGGGAACCUUGACAACAAUUCACAAAGUAUUAGUCAAGGAAGUGGAAAGAGUACUAAGAGUGGAAAGAGUGGGAAGAGUACUAAAAGUGGAAAAAGUACUAAAGGAUGUAAAGAGAGGGAUGCGAGGGGAUCGCAGAUUGAUACACUGUUUGUCUGUAACUGGUGUUUUGGAUAUACUAUCAAUAAAGAGGAGAUGAUCAGACAUAGGGCGUGUUGUGCACGAAGGGGAAGUGUUCCUGGCAAUAAAGUUUAUCAUCACGAAGCUCAUGAAGGUCAUGGACUGCAGAGGUGGAGUGUGUGGGAGGUAGAUGGGGAGGUUGAGAGUACUUUCUGUCAAUCCCUCUCCCUCUUCGGUAAACUUUUUCUCGACAACAAAUCCGUUUUCUAUGAUGUCCAAUCCUUCAACUAUUUCCUCCUCGUCCAUACUGAUGUAGGUACAUCAGAAUCACACAUCCUAGGCUUCUUCUCGAAGGAAAAAAUGUCCUGGGAUAAUAAUAAUCUCGCUUGCAUUCUCGUUUUCCCUCCUUGGCAAAAGAGAGGCCUAGGCAGCUUAUUGAUAGGCGUCAGUUACGAGAUUAGUAGGAGAGAGGGUUUAAUUGGCGGCCCGGAGAAACCAAUUAGUGAUUUGGGAAAGAAGGGGUAUGGGAGAUAUUGGGCGGGUGAAGUAGCAAGAUAUCUCCUAGAGUUGGGGGAAGAUGAUGAUGCCGAGGAGGAGAAGGAGGAAGAAGAGGAGGAGGAGGAAGAGGUAGUAGUGGUUAAAGAAGUGGAAAAGAAAACUCAAGCGAAGAAAGCUUCGGGGAAGGGAAUGGGGAAGGGAUGGAGAAAGGGUAUGAAGGGGGUGGGUAUGCAAUCUUCAUCUCUUUCUCAAUCAACCUCAGCGCCUGUCCCUGUGAAAUCGACUUCAACGCCAAAGCCAACAACUAAAUCGGUAAUGAAACUCCCUGCUACUCCUCCAAUGGAAAACAACUAUGGUAUAACGACGGUCGAAGCUAUUAGUAAAAGCACAUGGAUAGCAGUAGAAGACAUACUGGGAGUACUGAGGAGCAUGGGUGUUUUGGAAAUGGCAGAGGGAGGAAGAAAAGGUGGAAAAAGUGAAGAUAAAGGAAAAAGUGCGGAGAGGGGGGAUAACAUGAAAGGAUAUAGAGGCAAAGUUAAAGUGGACAAGGAGAUGAUUCGUCGCUGGGUGAAAAUGGAAGGUUUGAGUCUAGAAAGAUGUAUUUGCAAAACGGGGUUCAAAGAUUUAUAUGGAUAUCCGGGAUGGGGGUGGGGGUAUGAUGGGUGGGGGUAUGAUAAGAGAAGGAUUCAUAGGCGUACACGAGAGGGAGAGAAUGAGAAAGAGAAGGAGAGUUUGGUGGAGAGUAUUGAGGAGGGGGAGGAGGAGGAGGGGGAGGAUGGGGAGGAGUUGAAUAGUAUUAUUGUUGGGUGA